Messenger RNA from Drosophila ficusphila, 1197 nucleotides. It is a transcript of the gene Or83c, whose product is annotated as putative odorant receptor 83c. Gene Ontology annotation, biological process: detection of chemical stimulus involved in sensory perception of smell; sensory perception of smell. Gene Ontology annotation, molecular function: odorant binding; olfactory receptor activity. Bases 1 to 1197 code for a protein of 398 amino acids. The transcript is spliced from 5 exons. Gene Ontology annotation, cellular component: plasma membrane. NCBI's taxonomy places the organism in Eukaryota, Metazoa, Arthropoda, Insecta, Diptera, Drosophilidae. The record is from RefSeq and is a predicted model, not a curated record.
AUGAGCAGUCCUGUGGUUGUGAGUCCGGCCAAUCGCUUUCGCGAAUUAACCAAGAAUAUCAACAGCUUAACCAAUUUACUGGGCGUAGAUGUCCUGGCAGCCGAGUUGGAGUUCAACUAUCGCACCUGGACAACGAUAUUUGCGAUUGUCAACUAUGCGGGAUUCACGGUAUUUUCGAUUCUUAAUAACGGAGGAGACUGGGGAGUGGGCCUGAAAGCCAGUUUAAUGGGAGGAGGACUAUUUCAUGGACUCGGAAAAUUCCUGACCUGCCUGUUAAAACAUCAGGAAAUGAGGCGGCUAGUUUUGUUCUCCAGGAGCAUUUACGAGGAAUACGAGAACCGAGGAGAGUGCUACCGUACAACUUUGAACUCGAACAUAGAUCGAUUGCUCGGAAUCAUGAGGAUCAUUCGUAAUGGCUAUGUCCUUGCAUUUUGCAUGAUGGGCAUUCUGCCUCUGGCUUUAAUAAUUUACGAUGGAACCCGAGUCACUGCAAUGCAGUACGUAAUUCCCGGGCUUCCCCUGGAGAACAAUUUUUGCUAUAUAGUGACGUACUUGAUUCAGUUGGUCACAAUGGUUGUGCAAGGCGUCGGAUUCUAUGCAGGCGAUUUGUUUGUCUUUCUCGGCUUGACUCAGAUCCUAACAUUUGCAGACAUGCUUCAGCUAAAGAUAAAUGAGCUCAAUGAAGCCUUAGAACAAAAGGCAGAAAUUAGAGCUCUGAUGCCAGUUGGAGGGGAGAUUAAAGGAGGGGACAAGCGCCAGCAUCUGCUCUUGGAAGUGAUCAGAUGGCAUCAGCUAUUCACAGACUACUGUGGCUCAGUAAACGCACUUUAUUACGAAUUGAUCGCAAGUCAGGUUUUAUCCAUGGCUUUGGCAAUGAUGCUCAGCUUUUGCAUAAAUUUGACCAGCUUUCACUUACCAUCGGCCAUCUUCUUCGUGGUUUCCGCCUACAGCAUGUCCAUAUACUGCAUUUUGGGCACAAUUCUAGAGUUUGGAUAUGACCAGGUGUAUGAAAGCAUUUGCAAUGUGACCUGGUAUGAGUUGAAUGGAGACCAACGAAAGUUUUUCGGACUGAUGUUACGAGAAUCCCAGUACCCGAAAACUAUUCGAAUACUUGGAGUAAUGUCGCUGACCGUAAGAACGGCACUACAGAUUGUAAAGCUGAUUUACAGCGUUUCAAUGAUGAUGAUGAAUCGUUGA